AUGACAGAAGGAAAUCAUUCUAUGGUGACUGAGUUUAUUCUUUCUGGGUUAACAGAGAAACCAGAGCUCCAACUGCCCCUCUUCCUCCUGUUCCUGGGAAUCUAUGUGUUCACAGUGGUGGGGAACCUGGGCAUGAUAACCCUAAUCAGGCUCAGUGAUCCUCUGCACACCCCCAUGUACUAUCUCCUCAGCAGUCUCUCCUUCAUUGACCUGUCCUAUUCCACUGUUAUUACCCCCAAAAUGUUGACAAACUUCAUGACAGAGAAGAAUGUCAUCUCCUACGCUGAGUGCAUGACUCAACUAUAUUUCUUCUCAGUUUUUGUUAUCUCAGAGUGUCACAUGUUGGCUGCAAUGGCAUAUGAUCGCUACGUUGCCAUCUGUAACCCCUUGCUUUACAGUGUCACCAUGUCUCCUCAAGUCUGCUUCUGGAUGAUCACUGGGGUAUACAGCUUGGGCUUGAUUGGGGCCACAACUCACCUUAUCUGCAUUCUGAGGGUGCUUUUCUGUAAGGCCAGCAUCAUAAAUGAUUUCUUCUGUGACCUUUUCCCACUUCUGAAGCUCUCCUGCUCCAGCACUUUUAUUAAUGAGGUAGUGCUUCUGUGCUUCAGUGCAUUUAAUAUUCUUCUUCCAACUCUCACUAUCGUUCCUUCCUACAUCUUCAUCAUAGCCAGCAUCCUCCGCAUUCGCUCCACCGCGGGCAGGUCCAAAGCCUUUAGCACCUGCAGCUCCCACCUCUCAGCAGUUGCUGUGUUCUUUGGUUCUGGCACAUUCGUGUAUCUACAGCCCUCAUCAAGCAACUCCACGGACCAAGGGAAAGUGUCCUCUGUGUUUUACACCAUUGUUGUCCCCAUGCUGAAUCCCUUGAUCUACAGCCUGAGGAAUAAGGAUGUGAAAGUUGCCCUAUGUAAGUACAUGAAACUCAAAUUCUACUUGAAAAACAAAUGUUUUUUCAUUGGGCUGAGGUGCAGACUUUUGACAAACAUAAACAGCACAGCGGAGGAAGAUGGUGAACAAAAAGGUGUACAACUCUUGGCAGCCACAGAGAGAAAGGAGGAGCUGGCCACAAGAGGGCGCCCUUCCUGGCCCAGCCCCUGUGACCACCUCCUACCAGCACCUUUAGCUGCUGAAGUCAUCCAUGGAGGAAGCGAUCUGCGGAGGAGUGUAGCACACCUGUGCGCAGAACACCUCCCUCACACGUGA
Molecule: messenger RNA, 1200 nt
Organism: Cavia porcellus (domestic guinea pig)
Lineage: Eukaryota; Metazoa; Chordata; Mammalia; Rodentia; Caviidae
Product: olfactory receptor 8G50-like
Exons: 3
Coding region: 1-1200 (399 amino acids)
Biological process (GO): G protein-coupled receptor signaling pathway; sensory perception of smell
Cellular component (GO): membrane
Molecular function (GO): odorant binding; G protein-coupled receptor activity; olfactory receptor activity
Source: RefSeq, a predicted model, not a curated record